Thunnus maccoyii (southern bluefin tuna) is the source of this 6596-nucleotide messenger RNA. RefSeq names its product insulin receptor b (gene insrb). Gene Ontology annotation, molecular function: ATP binding; insulin receptor activity; insulin receptor substrate binding. The coding region runs from base 1518 to 5630 and encodes 1370 amino acids. The transcript has 23 exons. Gene Ontology annotation, biological process: cell surface receptor protein tyrosine kinase signaling pathway; multicellular organism development; positive regulation of MAPK cascade. Gene Ontology annotation, cellular component: insulin receptor complex; axon; membrane. The record is from RefSeq and is a predicted model, not a curated record. NCBI's taxonomy places the organism in Eukaryota, Metazoa, Chordata, Actinopteri, Scombriformes, Scombridae.
UGUACCGACACCAGCGGCAGCGCGGGCUCAGACACUCCAGAUCCGCACUGUGGUGGUUGAGCGACGGGUACUCCGCUCCGGGUUUUGCGGCCGGCCAUGUGUGGCCCAGCUGAGGUGACUGGCAGGACUUGUUUACUGGUGGAGAGACUCGCAGAAAGAGAGACGGAAAGAGGGGGAACCUGAGGGAGAGCAAUCGCUAAACGGAACGGGAAUCCAAGUUUUUACACUUGACCCGUCUUUUUAAAGUCUUUUCAUGUUUGUUUACCUCAUCCUAUUUUGACUAUCGGAGACGGGAUACCUACUUUGUGUGCGUUUUUUCUAUUUUAUUUUAACUCUAUCGCCGACACUGAAACCUGGUUUGUUUUGGAUUAGCUAGCUACCGUUAGCUGUUUUUCCCCCAUCAGCUAACGUUAAUCAGAGAAAAAGCCAACGGGCGGCGCGUGGUGGAGAGUUUUCUCACUUCACAGCAACGUGCAGGUUGAACGCGGCCGUUGUUUUCCCCCCCAUCACUCACAGUAGAAAAGGAAAAGAAGUAACAUUUAUCUCCUCAAGUUUUCCCUCUGUUGUUUUCUUUCUUUCGUUUUUUUUUCUACCGUUUUAUGGGAGCUCCUUCGUUUUGCGGCGUGGUGGUCAGCGGGGGUGAAGGAGUUCAGAGGAAGGUCGUAGUGGGGAAAGAAAGCUGUGUCGCUGCACGUAGCUGUUCGGAGGAGUUUCCUGGGAUGUGCUCCCGUUUGUCUUAAGAAAAAAAAAGGGUGAGCUUUUGAGAAGAUACCAGCAAACAGAGGGAGGGGGGGGGACCAUAAAGACCUGUGGACUUCAAAAAGAGAGAGCGCAACCCUCCCACCCCUCCACUAACCCCCCCCAACCACUGCCAACUCCCGUUCUUGGCUCUGUGUUUGGGCGAUAUCCACAACUUCAGCCCAUGUCUGCUGGAAGAACAGAAGAGGAGGAGGAGGCUGCUUUUUAAACGCUGUGCAUGAGAAAAUGUUUGUUUUUGAAGUGGGUCUUUCCUCAUUGGAGCAGUGCAUUACAGAGAAAUGAGCCAGUGGAUCUCCUUCUUGGACCUCCAGACUAGCCCUCAGCGUGUGGGAUAUUAUUAUUAUUAUUAUUAUUAUUAAUAAUACUAUUAUUUCUCUCUUGAGUGGAACAGCGAAACCAAACAGAUGAACGCGGACUGUCGCCUUCACUUAUGGAAGAUGAAGAUUUUCACUCGUACAUGUGUCGUCAGAACCCAAGAUCACGUUAUUUAGUGGUCUGCAAUUAUUUCCAGGGCUCACAUACAUCACAAACUUGGCUGGGAAGAUACUCAUACAUUUAUUACCCCCCGGUUUACGGGGGGCAACCUCGACUAAGUUGAUUAUAUCGGAGCUUUUAAGUUUUUAAGAAAUUGUUGAAUACUUUUUUUUGAUAUCCCAGCGCCUUUGAAAGAAACAUUUCUCCUUCAAGAUUGGAGUUUUUUUUAUUUUUCUUUUUUGGAGAAGCUUCAAGAGGAGAGCACAACUUAUCCUCAAGUCAAAAUGAGGCGGUGGACGCUAAAGCUGCGAGCACAAAUUGUGUUUUUUAUCAUCUGCGCCUGUAUUAUAUGCCAGUGUGGACUCAUCAAUGGAGAAAUUUGUCUGAGUAAAGACAUCCGGAACAAUGUGACCAACCUCCAGUCGUUGGAGAACUGCACCAUCAUUGAGGGCCACCUGAAGAUUCUGCUCAUGUUCAAGACCAAGACCGAAGACUUCCGGGGCCUCAGCUACCCCAAGCUGCGAGUGGUGACCGACUAUGUGCUGCUGUUCAGGGUCUACGGCCUCGAUACCCUCACCGAUCUCUUCCCAAACCUUACGGUGAUCCGCGGCAACAACCUCUUCUUCAACUACGCUCUUGUGAUUUACGAGAUGCUGCAGUUGAAGGAGGUGGGCCUUCACAGCCUCAUGAACAUCACCAGGGGCGCUGUGAGGAUCGAGAAGAACCCAGACCUCUGCUACCUGGCUACUCUGGACUGGUCCAAGAUCCUGGACUCAGUGGAAGACAAUUACAUCGUGGCCAAUAAGAACGAUGGGGAGUGCGGAGAUGUGUGUCCAGGCACGGCCCAAGGUCAGACCAUCUGUCCGCAGAACACUAUCAACGGACACUUCAGGGGACGAUGCUGGUCACAGAACUACUGCCAGAGAAUGUGUUUGGACAACUGUAAGCAUGGUGCGUGUAGCCUCCAGGGCCAGUGCUGCGAUGACCAGUGCUUGGGUGGCUGCUCGGAGCCAGGCAACGCUAGUAGCUGUGUGGCCUGCAGGAACCUUCAGCAUGGGAACACAUGUGUAGAGAAGUGUCCUCCUGGAUACUAUGUCUUCAAGGGCUGGCGCUGUAUCAGUUUCUCCUUCUGUCAGGAACUCCACAACCAAUGUAAGCAGACUAAGAAGUUGAACCAGGACCGGGAAUCAAGCUGCUCUGAAUACGUCAUCCACAACGGGGCCUGUAUCCCAGAGUGUCCUUCUGGAUACACCACUAUAAACUCCACUAUGUUGACCUGUUCGCCGUGUGCAGGCCUGUGUCCUAAACUAUGUGUGGGAAAUAAGACAAUUGACUCAGUAACUUCUGCCCAGGCGUUGAGAGGCUGCACCGUUCUCCACGGCAACAUGAUCAUCAAGAUUCGUGGAGGGAAUAACAUAGCAGCUGAGUUGGAGGCUAGUUUGGGCCAGAUUGAGGAGAUCACAGGCUACCUGACUGUUCGCAGAGCAUACGCCCUGGUCUCUCUCUCCUUCCUCCGCAAACUACGCAUCAUCAGAGGGGAGCAUCUUGAGGGAGAUACCCACGCCUUCUUUGCGUUGGACAACCAGAACCUGCGUGAGCUGUGGGAUUGGUCCAAACACAACCUGACCAUCCUGCGUGGUCGUACCUUCUUCCACUACAACUCUAAACUUUGCAUGUCUGAAAUCAGAAAGAUGGAGGAGAUAACAGGAGCCAAAGAGCGCAACCAAAAGAGUGACAUCGCUGCUCGCACCAACGGGGACCAAGCCUCCUGUGAGACCAAGCUGCUGAAAUUCACCGUGAUCAAGACCACAUCAAAUAAGAUUAUGGUGAAGUGGGAGCCCUUUUGGCCGUUAGACUUCAGAGACUUGCUGGGCUUUAUGGUUCUCUACAAAGAGGCGCCAUAUAAAAACGUGACGGAGUUUGAUGGGCAGGACGCGUGCGGCUCUAACAGCUGGGUCAUUGCUGAUGUUGACCCACCCGCCCGUGUCACAGACAGCAAGGAGCAGCUCGAGCCGGGGCACCUAAUCCGACCAUUGAAGCCCUGGACGCAGUACGCCAUCAUGGUUAAAACCCAACUGUCUGCAUCUGAUGAGCACCAGGUUCACGGAGCCAAGAGCGAGAUCAUCUACGUCCGCACUAACGCCUCCAAGCCUUCCGUGCCUCUGGACCCCAUUUCUUCCUCCAACUCCUCCUCUCAGAUCAUCCUGAAGUGGAAGCCUCCCACCAACCCCAACGGCAACAUCACCCACUACCGGGUCAUCUGUCGUAAGCAGCCUGAGGACAGCGACCUCUACAAGUUUGACUACUGUCUACAAGGAAUGAAGCUGCCAUCUCGUACCCCGACCCACCUGGACAGUGAGGAUGAGCAGAAGUGGAACCACACGGACGAGCCCACCUUAGGCGGCAAGUGCUGCGCCUGCCCCAAGACAGACAUCCAGCUUAAGAAGGAGCAGGAGGAGAUAGAGUACCGCAAGACCUUCGAAGACUACCUCCACAAUGAAGUCUUUGAGAGCAGACCAUCUCGUCGGCGACGCUCAGUGGGAGUUGCCAACGCCACCCAAACCCCUUUCUUCCUUACCACAGCCCCCAACCUGCUAUAUGGCUCCACCACAGCCGCACCAGACGAUGAGGAUGAAGAGGGAUCCAAGGUGGAGCUAAAGGUGUAUUCAAAAGAGUCGACCGUCAUCUCCAACUUGCACCACUUUACUAGUUAUAAGAUAGAGAUUAUGGCCUGCAACCAUCCGACGGACCUCAAACGUUGCAGCAUGGCUACUUACGUCAGUGCUAGAACCAUGCCAGAGGAGAAAGCAGACGACAUCCCAGGCCCUGUGACCCAUGAGAUAAUGAAUGGCGAGCCUUCCUCUGUGUUCAUUAAAUGGAACACACCUCGCUCCCCUAAUGGCCUCAUCAUCCUGUAUGAGGUGUUCUACAGGAAGGUUGGAGACACGGAGGUUCACACAGCUUGUGUGUCUCGUCCCGCCUACCUGAAGUCAGGUGGCACGAAGCUUUCACUUGUGCAACCUGGAAACUACAGCGUGAGGAUCCGUGCUACCUCGCUGGCAGGAAAUGGCUCUUUCACAGAAACCACUUACUUCUCCAUGCCCAACAAGGAUCCUGGUUUAUUUGGUGUUGUGAUUGGUCCAGUCAUCUGCUUCAUCCUGCUGCUGUUCGUGGGAGGUGGAGUCUUUGUGAUCUUCAAGAAGAAGCAAACAGAAGGCCCGACAGGACCUCUUAUCGCCUCCUCAAACCCUGAGUACCUCAGCGCCAAUGAUGUGUAUGUUCCUGAUGAGUGGGAGGUACCGCGUGAAAAGAUCACGGUGCUCAGAGAGCUGGGUCAAGGUUCCUUUGGCAUGGUGUACGAAGGAAUUGCCAAGGACAUCGUCAAAGGAGACCCGGAUACGCGUGUAGCAGUCAAGACAGUCAAUGAAUCGGCCAGCCUGCGAGAGAGGAUCGAGUUCCUCAACGAAGCGUCCGUCAUGAAGGCUUUCAGCUGUCACCACGUGGUACGUCUGUUAGGUGUGGUGUCCAAAGGUCAGCCCACCCUGGUAGUGAUGGAGCUGAUGACCCACGGGGACCUGAAGAGCUACUUGCGGAGUCUCAGGCCAGACUCUGAGAACAACCCAUCAGGCCGUCCUCCACCUACGCUGAAGGAGAUGAUCCAGAUGGCUGCAGAAAUUGCAGACGGCAUGGCCUACCUCAACGCCAAGAAGUUUGUCCACAGAGACCUGGCAGCCAGGAACUGCAUGGUGGCAGAGGACUUCACCGUCAAGAUUGGAGACUUUGGCAUGACAAGAGACAUCUAUGAGACUGACUACUACCGUAAAGGAGGCAAAGGCCUGCUUCCUGUCAGGUGGAUGGCUCCAGAGUCUCUGAAAGAUGGAGUCUUCACCGCCCACUCUGACUGCUGGUCAUUUGGCGUUGUACUGUGGGAGAUCAGUACACUAGCAGAGCAGCCUUACCAGGGUUUAUCCAACGAGCAGGUUCUCAAAUUUGUCAUGGACGGAGGAUACCUGGACCGGCCUGACAACUGCCCUGAGAGGAUGCACAGCUUAAUGCAGAUGUGCUGGCAGUACAAUCCGAAGAUGCGGCCGAUGUUCCACGAGAUCAUCGAGAUGCUGCGGGAGGACCUGCACCCGUCUUUCCAGGAGGUCUCCUUCUUCUACAGCGAGGAGAACAAAGUCCCCGAGACAGAGGAGUUUGACUUGGACCUGGACAACAUGGAGAGCAUCCCCCUGGACCCGUCUUCAUACUCCCAGAGAGAGGAGAGCUUAGGCAGGGACAGCGGGCCCUCGGUGGCCCUCAGGGGGAACUAUGAGGAGCAUGUCCCCUACACACACAUGAACGGUGGCAAGAAAAACGGACGAAUCUUAUCGUUGCCCAGAUCCAGCCCUUCCUAACAUUUCCUGUUUCCUAAAUGAACUCGUUUAACUGCCCCUCCCCUCCCAUCCUUCUUUCUCUUCCAGUCUAUUUUUUUCUGUAUCCUUCAUGUUCCUCUCUUUUUAUUUUCUAAUGAUUUUUCUUAUUCUUGGAGAAACCCUUCGAAAAAGACACAGAUCUCAGGACUUUUUAUUUUUCUUCCUCAUGGCUGCCAAACACAGGCAAGCAAGGGAUGCAAACAUGGUGUAACACUUUUUUAACUUCCUCCACAACACAUUGGACUUUCUAUUACCAUAUUACCUAUCUAUUGUUUUUCACUAUUGCCACGUUUCCAGGACUCAUUGUGAUGGAAAAAGAGAAAAAAAAAAAACUGUGAACACAACAAACCUUAGACAACCACAAGGCUGCUUACGCUGAACCUCUUCAAGACUUGUCCCUCCUUUUCUCCCGCAACCCACCAAUCUGCAUUUCCACAUUUCUGUGCUUUGUUUUUUUUUUUUUUUGUUUUGUUUUUUUUUCUCCAAGUGAAAUCUUUUUACUCAGAUAGUGGCCUUUUUAUACGUGGCCUAUAAACAAAGAGAAGUGUCUAUCAGCGCUUAUACUAAUUUCCUUUUGAACAAUGACUUAAUCAGUUUGGAACUGUUUGGAAACGGUGGGAUGACUUGCAAAGACUUGAUCCUAGAACAAACAUCUAUUCGUAGAGGAAUGUUGUUUUUGUUUUGUUUUCGUUUUUUUUUUUUUUUUUUGGUUCUGCAGAAUUCCAAACUACACACAGAUUCAUCGGGUGUUUGCUGAAUAGUUUUAAUUUAUUUGCUUUUAUUGUUAUUUUCUCUAUUUCUCUCUUUUCUUUCUCAGUUUUAUUUCUGUGUCCUCACUAUAUGGCUGAAGGAUAUUUAAACAGUUAAGAAUUGGACAAAGGAGUUCCUCAGACUGACCAAUAGCUGCUGCUUUGAUAUAUUUUAGUGGGUAUAGAAAUAUAUAAAUAU